Molecule: messenger RNA, 391 nt
Organism: Rhizopus microsporus ATCC 52813
Lineage: Eukaryota; Fungi; Mucoromycota; Mucoromycetes; Mucorales; Rhizopodaceae
Product: stress responsive alpha-beta barrel domain protein
Exons: 4
Coding region: 95-391 (98 amino acids)
Source: RefSeq, a predicted model, not a curated record
GUGUGUACCUACAGCAACUCUUCGGAAACACUUUUAAAUCUGGCUCCGCGCGUUUAUUUUUUUGUCUUUUUCUCUUUAUUUUUGCAUAUUUAGAAUGACCAAAGUUAUCCAUAUUGUUAUUGUCAAGUUUAAGCCUGAAGUAACGGAAGAAGUCAAGGAACGAGUAGGUAGCGAAAUCCGUGCCUUGAAAGACAAGAUUCCCGAAAUUAUUUCAGCAACGGCUGGUAAGAACUUUACAGACAGAUCCCAAGGAUUUGAAUAUGGUUGGAUUGUUGAGGUCAAGGACAAAAAUGGUCUCUCUGGAUAUAAUAAUCACCCUGCUCAUUUGGAGUUUGUCAGUAAGAACAAGCCCUUGAUUGCUGAUCUUAUUGCCUUUGAUUAUGAAGUAUAA